Molecule: messenger RNA, 7412 nt
Organism: Callorhinus ursinus (northern fur seal)
Lineage: Eukaryota; Metazoa; Chordata; Mammalia; Carnivora; Otariidae
Gene: BAHD1
Product: bromo adjacent homology domain containing 1
Biological process (GO): negative regulation of DNA-templated transcription; heterochromatin formation
Cellular component (GO): chromatin silencing complex
Molecular function (GO): transcription cis-regulatory region binding; chromatin binding
Source: RefSeq, a predicted model, not a curated record
CCUGAGCCAAAGGCAGUCACUUAACCAACUGAGGCACCCAGGUUAGAGUUUCUUAAAGCAGAGCACCAUGGUAUGACUAAAAUACAAUCCCCUCUGCCCAGUAUCCUCGUUCGGUGGUCCACGUGUGUAUGUUGACUUCUAGAUCCUAGGGGUACACUGUCUCUCUCACUGUCAGCCCCUGCCUUGCCCCGCAACCAGGGCACUGGCAAUUUCUAGUGAGGAGAUUCCUUCGGCUCUUCUGUUACGGCAAUUCUCAUAUAAAAUCGGAGUCCCUUUACAGUUUGACUCAGAACUCCCCUUCCUCCCCACUGAGAUUUGUGUUCCUUUACAGUAACAAGAGGCAGGCUGUCCGGCUUUGCGUCUGAAGCCAGAAGUAAGUGGGGUUCUGGAUACUUGGGUGCAGCUCUGGGCCUGUGUGUGUGGACCCUCCUGCUGGGAUGGUCAUAGCAGACAGGAGCAGCCAAGAUGGGGGCCGGGGGCCGGGCCAGCCGAGGUACCAGACGCAACAUGGCGUGGGUGUGAACGUUUGCUGCCGGGGUGCUGCCACCUCUCUGGGCUCCUUGAGGGCCUCGAGUGUGAAGUGGGAAGAGCAGGUAGUCUGACAGGCCAUAGAUCAGCUUGGUGCCUCCAAGGACGGACCCAGCUCCUCAGAUGGCCACCAGACCCAAAAGCACUCCAUAAAACAAGCUGUUUCCAGACGGGUCGGGCCAGUUCCCUCUGGUGGCGUGGGUGCUUCCUGCCCAAGUGUUGUAGGAUCCCAGCCUGACUACAGAGUGAAUUAGGUGCCCACAGUCGGUGAGGCGGGGCCAGUGGCCAAGGCCACUGCUUUCUCUUUGGGGGCAGCACCCUGGAGGCUUGGGCACUUCUACUGUCUGUGGGUGCUCAUGCUGAAGCAGCAGUCCCACGGCGGCGGGAGCUGGCAAACGCACGCCUCCUGACCCCAUCCCCUGGGCCUUUCACCAUCCAGCUGGGUAUUUCCCAGAGGCAUGGAGCUGUUGUUCAGGGUUUGUUGGGGUAUAGUUUAUGCCCCUGUCCUCUCGUGUUGUAAACAGAGCCCCCCAUGAGUCCCUCCCCCCGCCCCCAGUGUCUCCAUCUUUCUCUGGGUUUGACACUUGGGUGUCUUUAGUAGAAUACAAGCAGAGCAGAGUUCAGGUGCAGGCUGAGUUUUCCGAUUUCUCACAGCCCCCAUGGCUCCAGGCCCCUGAUGUGGGGAACCCCCCAAGCCAAGGGCACACUGCCCUCCUCUGUCUGUGGGUCCGGAAGGCAGGGUGGGGGCAUCUGCUAGCCUGCCUGUGCGGAGACUCCUGUCAUCCUCACCACCACUCUAAGUAAGUUCCUUCUGAUGUAUCCGUUUGAGAUGAGGAGUCUGAAGUUCAGGGAAGUUAAGCUGUUUACCAGGGGCAGAGCUGGCUUGCAAAUGUGGGGCUGCCUCCCUCCAAGGCUGGCUUCUUUCCAGUUUACCAGCGUGGGGGGGAUUCAAGAGAUAACAGCCGUGGCUGAACCUGGCUUUAUCAUAAGAGUUUCAGCAGCUUCAUGAAGUAGCACCAACUACAUUUAAAUGAACAGGAGCCUGCCUUUGUGGUCUUGCUGCGUUUCUUCUCUGAUAGGAGAUUUAAGAAGCUCAGUGCUCGUGAAGAGCUCUUAUUCCUUUGGGGGGACGUUACGCCAAGAGAGCGUGCACAGGAAGGCAGUGCUUAACUCAGUGCCAGUUGUGUGACUUUGGGUAUCAUCGAGGGAGGCGGCUUGGGUCCGGGCCCUUCCUGACCCUCACCCAGGUGACUACCUGGUCUGCCUUUGCCUGAGACCCCCCUGAAUACUUUCCUCCUAUGAAAAAUAAACCAAAAAGCCUGAAAAGCAGAAUUUAAAGCGCAGUGGGUAAGAGAGGUUUCAGGAAGGGUAGUGGGGCAGAGCCCUGGGUCCUGAACCCCUGAGAAUGGAGGUGGGUGUACAGUCUAGAGCUGAGUAAAUGAGGGGUGGGGGGAGAGCUGUGGCCAACGUCUUCCUGCCCCAGGGCAGCCCCUGCUUACAGGAGUGAUCUGGGCUUGACCCCCUGGUGUUCCCUUCAGUGCUGCCCAGAGCCCACACUCCCCAGGCCUCUGACCCUCCCUUGCACACAGCCGCUGGGGUGUGUCUGCCUGUGAGAGUGGGCCCCGUGCGUGAUGCUGCUGCAGCCUGAGGGCAAAAGCCAAGUCCUCCCUCCCUUUCUGCUCCUGUGUGGGGAGGACUCCUAGCCCUGGACAGACGUGGGACGCAGGAUAUCGACGCUUCAGCUGGGCCUGCUGGGCCUGCUCUCCCCCUCAAUUUCGUGACCCACAGUGCCUGGGCCUGUGACGGCCUGUUUGCUGUGUUUGGAAUACACUUGUGAUUUUGGAUUCAGCCUGUGGUUUGCUGGGUCUCUGGCGUGGAGGACACCGGCCGGCCACCGUCCUUCAUGGCAGCUGGCUGUUUGCUCAUCAGAGCUGGGGACAGUCAGACUGGUUUUCUUCAGUGCGAGCUAACUUGACACAGUCUAGGUGAGCAGUGAUAUGCCCUGGGGAGUCCCUCCUAGGAACCUUCUCCCGAGGGGACCGGACUACCUAUGCCUGGGAGGGCAGGGCUUCCCCGAGAAAAGGGUGGUGCUGAGAGAACCCACGCACCCUUGUCUCUCGGCAGUGGUAGGAAGUUCCUGGUUGGGCUAGUGUGUGGAGACAGGACAGCAGGAGGAUUGGCCCAGCUGGAAUGGGCACCACGCCUCCUGCUUUCCCAGGCUUUCCCCCUGCCGCCCCCCACUGAGCUGGGCCACCCCUGCAGGUUAGAGGGGUCUGGCAGUCUGGGAGCCCCCUGCACCCAGCCCGACCCCAGGGAAAAGCUGCAUCUGAAGUUCUCACAAGUCUGGCUUCAAAGCAUGACUCAUACUCGCUCCCCUCAGAUGGGAGUACCGCGAGGCAGGCGGCAGAGACCCCAGCCUCUCCUCAGGACGAUUGGAAGUACCCCAUGACACACACACGGAGGAAGUCCCUUCCCAUGCUGAGUUCGGGCCCCUCUGGCCGCCAGGAGCCCCUGCAGAUGGAAGGCAGCGGUACGGAGCCGGGGGCAGAGAGUGUGGAAGCAGGCAUGCCCGAGAGCCCGGGGCACCUCACUGGGCGCCGCAAGAACUACCCACUGCGUAAGCGCCCAUUGGUCCCUGAGAAGCCCAAGGCCUGCAAAGUGCUGCUGACCCGCCUGGAGAAUGUGGCUGGUCCACGGAGUGCAGAUGAGGCUGAUGAGCUGCCCCCUGACCUGCCCAAGCCCCCGAGCCCAGCCCCAUCCAGUGAGGACCCUGGCCUUGCCCAGCCCCGCAAGAGGCGCCUGGCCUCCCUCAAUGCAGAGGCCCUCAAUAACCUGCUGCUAGAGCGGGAGGAUGCCAGCAGCCUGGUGGGCACCCGUCGCAGCCGAGGGGGUGACUCUCACCGCAGCCGGGACCGGGCUGCGGGGGGCUGGUCCUCCUCCAAGAAGCGGCCCCGGCUCGAGGACCUUGGAGGAGGAAGUCGGGACCUGUCCCCAGAGCCAGCACCAGAUGAGGGUGCCCGUCGAGAUGGUGACCCAGCGCCCAAGAGACUGGCCAGCCUGAAUGCAGCUGCCUUCCUGAAGCUGAGCCAGGAGCGGGAGCUACCCUUGAGGCCACCUCGUGCCCACCCAGAAGCAGAUGGGCGCUCCACAGAGCCACCGGCGCUGAGGGCUCCGAGGCCAAAGUGGGCUAAUAAGGUCAAUGGAAAGAACUAUCCCAAGGCCCAGCAGGGCCCUGGCUCUGGGGAAGCUGUGGGCCCACUCGGCUGGCAGAGGCACCCCGAGGAGCCAUGGCCAUCCGCCACCCCUCGGGGGCCAGCCAGCCAGCCACCUUACCAGCCCCUGAGCAAGGCUCUAGAGAGUCCCUUGGGGCUACGCCCCCACCUGCCUCUGCUGAUGGGCGGGCAGGCAGCCUUGAAGCCGGAGCCUGGGCGCCCAGGUGAAGAGUCACCUGCCCCCAAGCAGGAACUGCACCAGCCUUCUUUCCCCACACCCCAGCUGUCCCCCCUGCCGAUGCCUGGCAACCCUGCCCACUACAGUGGCCUGUGCGGUCGACCUGAGCUCACUGCACUAGGCAGCUUCUACCUUUACUGCAGCCAAGAUGGGCUGCAGUGUGGAGGCUACGCCCCCUGCCCCAUGCUUCCCGAGGGCAAGUUGUCCCCAGUGGCUGCACCUAACGAGGGGCUCCUCUUGGCACCGAGCUCAGUGCCCACAGGCACCCCUUUCCAGCACCCACCCUGGGGCUCUCGCUACUGCUCUAGCGAGGACACUGGAGUGAAUGGCUACAGCAUCUGUGAAAUGUUGCCCCCAUCUCUUACCCACAUCGGCACUACCUGCGGCGGCUGCCCCUACAAAAUGCCUUUUGCAGCAGAAGGCUGCAGGUCCCUGGGCCAGCUGGAAUUUACUCUCCCGGAAGCCGGCCACCCUGCCUCACCUGCCCACCCCCUCCUGGGAUGCCCUGUGCCCAGCGUGCCACCUGCAGCAGAGCCCGUCCCCCAUCUUCAGACACCCACCUCGGAGCCCCAGACAGUAGCCCGCGCGUGCCCUCAGAGCGCCAAGCCUCCUAGCGGCUCCAAGUCAGGUCUGCGCACAGGCUCCAGCUGUAGGCACACGGCAAGAAGCAAGGCCGCCUGCAGGCCCAGCCACCCCAAGCAACCACGUGUCCAGCGCCCGCGCCCACGCCGCCGCCGCCGCCGCCGCACUAAUGGCUGGGUGCCCGUCGGGGCUGCGUGUGAAAAGGCUGUCUAUGUCUUGGAUGAGCCAGAACCAGCCAUCCGAAAGAGCUACCAGGCGGUGGAGCGGCAUGGAGAGACGAUCCGAGUCCGGGACACUGUCCUUCUCAAGUCAGGCCCACGAAAGACGUCCACACCUUAUGUGGCCAAGAUCUCUGCCCUUUGGGAGAACCCUGAAUCAGGAGAACUGAUGAUGAGCCUCUUGUGGUAUUACAGACCAGAGCACUUACAGGGAGGCCGCAGUCCCAGCAUGCACGAGCCUCUGCAGAAUGAAGUCUUUGCAUCGCGACAUCAGGACCAGAAUAGUGUGGCCUGCAUUGAGGAGAAAUGCUAUGUGCUGACCUUUGCUGAGUACUGCAGAUUCUGUGCCAUGGCCAAGCGCCGAGGCGAGGGCCUCCCCAGCCGAAAGACAGCACUGGUGCCCCCCUCUGCAGACUACUCUACCCCGCCACACCGCACAGUGCCCGAGGACACGGACCCUGAGCUGGUGUUUCUUUGCCGCCAUGUCUAUGACUUCCGCCAUGGCCGCAUCCUCAAGAACCCUCAGUAGCCUCCUCAGGCCUACACUGGGCCUGCCCAUGGGCAAGUGGGGCCCGAGGCAGGGGGCACUGCUUGAAGCACAGCACUUGGUUAAGGGGCCACAGGGGCUCGAGGCUGCUGGCCUGUGGUUCUCUUGGGGGGGAGGGCAGGGACCCCUAUGGGUACUGGGCCCCUUGGGAGGGAAGGGGAGGCCAGGGUAUAAGGAAAGCAUCACAGCCCUCAGCUUGGCCCAGAGUACCUCUCUGUGGUUGCCUGGGUGGAGACUUGAAGAAGCAGUCUUCCCUGAGGCUGGGCCAAGCCUGAGGGGCAUGGGACCCUGGGGGGGAGGGGAGAGUCCUUCAGGAAUAAGGCCCAACUGGCUCUUCUUUAGCCCCCCCCCCCCCGGGCCCUUCAAGGGGGGGAGGCGAGCGGGAGCCAGCUUUACCUCACCCACUGUGACCCACUGCUUCCCCAUCAGCCUGGGACCAGGCUCUCUCAGAUUCUAGCACAGCUCCGAGCUCCUUCCUUUGAGGCAGAGAGAGCCAGAGUCUGGCUUCCAGAGCGUAGACUUUCUCUUUCUAGACUCGGGGCCUUUCCCUGGCUUCCUCCUUUGCCCCUGCAGUAGCCCCUCCGCUGGGACAAGUUACCCAGUGCGGAACAGUCAUGGGUGUGGCCCACUUGUGGGCGUCAGCUUCCUGUCUGCCUCCUGGUGAGGGCCAUCCAGCAGGUCUGGCUUCCCAGAAGCUAACUGGUCAACAUUGGGUUUGUCAUGUCUGGGAGGGCGGAAGGGAGCUGGGAGGGGGUGGGGGGCAGGGGGCAAGGAAAAUUGCUACCUGAUUUAUUGAAGACUUUUCCUCUUGCCUUACACUUGGAGGUUGUAGGAAACCUCUUGCAGAACUUCAUACCUGACUCUUCAAGCCACACCCACCUGAAAUCAAACCAAAGGAGUGCUGUGGCUCCCCUUGCCCUGCCACCCCUUACCCUGGUCUUUUGUAGAUUGCACUAAUUUACAUCCCUGCGAGAAUCAACACUGUAUCAGUCCACAGACCUGCUGAGCUGCAGCCACUCACUCUAGGAGCUAAGGACCUGCAUUUUCAGUUUGUUCCUGUUGCCCAGGGGCCCUGUUUUCACCUCAUGCUGCUCCUCAGAGUAGGUUAGGAGGCUGGGCCCCCUGUUGUCCUUGCCAGGACUAGGCCUCUGCCCCCCCCCCCCCCGGGGGCUCUCUGUGAGGGGGCUGGAGCAGCCUCGUUCUAUCCUAUUUGUACCAAAGAGGAGCAUUGGUGGGGAGGGGGAGAGGAGCACCGUGUGGUCUGGGCCCUGCUGUUAGCACUUACUCGGGGCACAACCCUGGGGGCAGGAGCCAAGGAGGGCAGUGCUCCUCCUCCUCCUCCUCUAGGAAGGGGCAGGCACAGACCCAGCUCAAGCUAAGGAGGUGACACUGGGUGCGGACAGUCAGGCUGGGUCUGGAGAGGGAGGUCAAAGCGGAACCCCGAGGGCCCUCCCAGCAACCCCAGGCCUUGUGCUAUCCCUGAGAAGACAGGCUGCUCCUGAUUGGUCACUGGGCUUGGGGGAGGCCUGGAGGCUUCAGAGGUGAAUUUACACAUGGAAAGCCCAAUCCCAAACCCUAGGGGAAGGGACGAGGGUGCCCUUGUAUUGAAUAAGCUGUUUGGAGGAAGGAGUGAGGCAGUCAAAGAGCUUGGCAGAGAGUGGCUGCGGGGGCUCUGGAGAGCCGGCCCGGGAGCUUGCUCACUCCCAGGGUGCUGGGCCCUUGCGGCCAAGGAGCCCAGCCUCACUCAGCAGGAGAGGAGAUCAAGGCCCCUCCUCCCUCGGGGGCAGGGUCUGCUGCCCAGAACUUAAAUGCUUUUGAAAUCUCUUAGAUGUGGAAAUAUUUUUUCGAACCUGAAAAUGCAGCUGGUAGAAUUUCAAUGGAAGCAUAAUUCAUGUAAAAUAUAUUUUAGUUGAUAUUUUGUAAAAUGCACUUUUUGUGUGUGUCGACCCUGGUUUCUCAGAUCUGUAUUUCAGUGUUUACAAGGGAGGGAGGACCUUUCCUCACCUCCCUUUUGACAGAGAUUAGAAGUACUUCUUUAAGAAAAAAAUAAAUUUGAAAAAUUGUAUUGAUUUAGAAAAGGAUUGUUC